AGCAUCGGGACAAAUACACAACACAUCUUCAUCUCCUUCCUCACAUAUCACAAGUGCUGAGCCGCCGUCGGAACGAAGCCUGCCGUGCUGUUCGUCGUGCAACGGCAGCCCGGCGAGCGGUGUCUCCGUGACUCCGGCCGCAUCCUUCGACCCUGCACGGGGGCGGUCUAGAGUUUUCUGGGCAGCGUCCGCGCGACCGCUCCUUCGACGUCCUCGACAUCAUCAUCUCCGGCGAGGGCUGCUUCGUCGACGUCCUCGACAACAUCGUCUCCGGCGACCGCUGCUUCCUCGACGUCCUCGUCGACAUCGUCUCCGCCACCGCUGCUUCCUCUACGAGAUCGUCUCCAACAAACUCCAUCCACGAACACCAAGUGCACCGACGUCUAGACUAAAACUCUAGAUCAAUUUGUCAUGGAUGCUCAUGUUGCGGAACUGAUGAAACCUGAAAAGUUUGCCGGUGACAACUUCAAGAGAUGGCAGUCCAAGGUGCGUCACUACCUCCUGUCCAAGGGCCUGUGGUGGAUUAUCCCACAGGUUAGGCCGCUGACUCGUCAGCAGGUAAUGGACUUUGAGUUAGCAAACGACACUGUUGUGGCUGUCAUCUUGUCGCUCCUUGAGAACCAGCUCUAUGAUGUAUACCAUGGGUACACCUCUGCAAUAGAGCUUUGGGAUGCGCUGGAUCGCAAGUACGCGGUCUCUGACGCAGGGCGAUGGAUUUAUGUGGUUGAACAGUACCACGAUUUCCGCAUGGUGGACGGCGUCUCCGUCGUCAAGCAAGCUCAUGAUCUUACAUCGAUUGUGAGUGAGUUGGCUCAGUUUGAUGUGAACGUCAAUGCCAAGUUUGUGGUGGGGGGCAUCAUUGCCAAACUCCCUCCUUCAUGGAGAGAUUUUGCCACCACGCUUAAGCACAAGAGGGAGGCAAUGAGGGUUGAUGACCUGAUUGCUCACCUUGAUGUGGAAGAGAAGGCACGUGCUAAAGACACACCUUCCAUGGCAAAUGACGGCACCUCAAACGCCAACUUUGUGCAGAAAUCUGGUGCUAAGUACAAGGGCAAACAACAGAAUCCAAAGGCCAAGAAUACAACCAACUUUAAGAAGAAGAAGGAAUGCAUAAUCUGCUAUGUGUGUGGUGAGCCUGGCCACAAGGCCAAUAAAUGCCACAACAGGAAGGGCAAGAAGGGUGGGCAGCAGAACGGACAGAACACUGUCAACGUGGUUGUUAGCGAGCCUAGUACUGCGGGGCUACAAGCGGUUCCCCCAUCUUGAUGGGAAAUGGCUCAGGUGCUGCUGUUCUGGGAGUAGGGAAGGUUGACCUGAAGUUUACAUCAGGAAAAAUCAUUACCUUAAAGAACGUGCAGUAUGUGCCCUCAAUAAAUAGGAACCUGAUUAGUGGCUCUCUUUUAUGCCGAGAUGGCUUCAAAUUAGUUUUUGAGUCGAAUAAAGUUGUUAUUUCCAAAUUUGGUUUAUUUAUAGGGAAAGGCUAUGAGUGUGGAGGCUUGUUCCGCACAUCUUUGUUGGAUGCUGAGAAUAAAUUUGUUCACAACACUAUUAGUGUUCUUAAUUCAAAUAAAGAUGCAUCCAUUUGGCAUUC
Molecule: messenger RNA, 1591 nt
Organism: Triticum aestivum (bread wheat)
Lineage: Eukaryota; Viridiplantae; Streptophyta; Magnoliopsida; Poales; Poaceae
Exons: 3
Coding region: 412-1266 (284 amino acids)
Molecular function (GO): zinc ion binding; nucleic acid binding
Source: RefSeq, a predicted model, not a curated record